Messenger RNA from Salarias fasciatus (jewelled blenny), 2391 nucleotides. It is a transcript of the gene alg12, whose product is annotated as ALG12 alpha-1,6-mannosyltransferase. The transcript is spliced from 9 exons. The record is from RefSeq and is a predicted model, not a curated record. Gene Ontology annotation, molecular function: alpha-1,6-mannosyltransferase activity. Gene Ontology annotation, biological process: protein N-linked glycosylation. The coding region runs from base 3 to 1466 and encodes 487 amino acids. Gene Ontology annotation, cellular component: endoplasmic reticulum membrane. NCBI's taxonomy places the organism in Eukaryota, Metazoa, Chordata, Actinopteri, Blenniiformes, Blenniidae.
UCAUGGCUGAAAAGAAGAGUGUUUUGGGGCUUCCUCUGCUCUUUCUGCUUAUUUCUGCGGCUCUCCUGCACUUGCUCAUCUGUCCCUUCACCAAAGUCGAAGAAAGCUUCAAUUUACAAGCGACUCAUGACAUUUUGUAUCACAGAUUCAACUUUGACGAGUAUGACCAUCAUGAAUUCCCCGGUGUGGUUCCACGCUCUUUUCUUGGCCCACUGUUUGUGUCUGCGCUCUCCUCACCCGUACUUCUUCUCUCUUCCUUGUUGGAUGCACCAAAAUUCUACUCCCAGCUUAUAGUCCGGGCGUCGCUGGGACUGUGUGUGAUCGCUGCGCUAUGGCACAUGCAGCGAGAGGUGAGGAGGCAGUUCGGCUCAACUGUCGCCAGCCUCUUCUGUCUGACCUGUGCGUCUCAGUUUCACCUGAUGUUCUACAGCACGAGGACCCUCCCGAACGUGUUUGCACUGCCAAUUGUUCUUGUAGCAUUCACAUCUUGGAUGGCUCAGAAAUCUGGAAGGUUCAUCAGCCUCUCCGCUUUGGCCAUCAUCGUGUUCCGGUCCGAGCUCUGCAUCUUCUUGGGUCUCAUGUUACUCAUGUCUCUGCUGAGCCGGAGGCUGGGACUGCUUCAGCUGCUGUAUUAUGCUGUUCCUGCAGGGAUCCUGUCACUGGCUCUGACAGUGGCUGUGGACAGCUUCUUUUGGAGGAAGCUCCUGUGGCCUGAAGGGCAGGUUUUGUGGUACAACACUGUUCUAAACAAAAGUUCCAACUGGGGAACCUUGCCGUUUCUCUGGUACUUUUACUCUGCUGUUCCUCGCGCCCUGGGCUGCACGCUGCUCUUCGUACCUCUCGGCCUCCUGGACAGGCGGAUGAGGCUGCUGCUGCUGCCCGCAGUGGGCUUUAUUCUCAUCUACUCGCUGCUGCCGCACAAGGAGUUGCGUUUCAUUAUAUACACAUUCCCUGUGCUCAGUUUGGUGGCUGCACGCGGCUGCUCUUUCAUUUUAUGCAACUACCAGAAAUCUUGGAUGUAUAAACUUGGCUCGGCGGUCGUGGUGGGCCAGCUGCUGACCAACGCAGCUUACACCAGCAUUUGCCUCCACGUGUCUCACCAUAACUACCCCGGAGGCAGAGCCAUGCAGGAGCUGCACAGGAUGCUGCCCCCCUCAGCAGAUGUGUUUGUGCACAUUGACACCUACACUGCCGAAACAGGAGUGUCUCGCUUCUUGGAACAAAACAAAAACUGGAGGUACGACAAACGGGAGGACCUGAGCCCCACAAACCCUGAAAUGAAGCUGUACUCUCACCUGUUGAUGGAGGCGAACACCACCAGGAUACAGCAGCUCCGGGACUCCCAUCAGCCUCUGGCCUUCAUCGAGGGUUACAGCAGCAUUGCCUUUGACUUUUUUCACUUCCCACCAAUCAGCGUGCGCUUGGAUAGAAAAGCUGUGCUCAUGGAAAAAUCCAAGAAAGACUGAACCCUGGAAUCCAAAGAUCUGACUUUUAACGGGAUGCUUUUUGGAUGGAUUUUGUGAGUGACCAGCAACUACACGGACGAGUAUGUGUGACAUUCAAGUAUUUCUUGGUAGUAGGACAUUCCAGUAAAACUCAGCUUUCAUCUUAUUUACAUGAGGAAACAGGAUUGUUGUACAUAUCUUCAAAAGCUCAAGUUUUAAAUACAUAUCCAGCAAAACCUCAGAAUGUGACUUGUAUAUUUUGUAGAUAUGUUUUCUUAGAUAAAUAAAGCUGAUUCAGACCAUUAAUCGUAUGGUUGCUAGAUUUCAAAGCAAUGACCAUGUUUUGUACAACCAUAAAUUACUUUAUCUAAAUAUUUAACUGCUUAAAAGAACAAAAAAACUACUGGGAGAUAUAAGGAAAACCCUUUAUUUACAAAUGACCACAAAAAUUUGCAUGUUUCCAGUCUCAAUGCUAAAACAUUUAUCAAAUUAGGUUCAGAAGUCAUUCGAUAUAAAAAUGUACAGUACAUAGUUUUACUCAAUAAUAAACCCAUAAUUUAAUCCCCUGGACAUAAACUUAAAUUGUGCUUAAAAGACAAAUUGAGUAUUCCAAACAAACCCCUUUUUCCAAAAAAUACAGCAAUAUUAUACAUGAUCUUAUUAAAACAUUUCAGCAAGUUAAAAAAAAAAUGGAUCUAUUUCUAAAUGACAGUACCAUGAGCCACAAAUUCACAAUGACAAUUAAAUAACAUAACUUAAAAUGGUUUUCAGUCACAGCAUUUAUUUUUGGGCCAUGUUUCCAUUCUGAAAAUUCAUCUAGCUUUAAUCCAAAAAAUUAUCAAACAAGAAAAACAUCCUGACGUGAUCUGCGCAAUUUAACAAUAUGUACAGCGUUUUGACCUGAAGUAGUUUUGGAUAAGGCACAAGGAGAGAGUAGACAGGAAAC